ACGAAGUGAACGGAUCGUGCCAAAAGGGGAGCAAAACCAUCGGUGGUGCGAUCGAAAAGAACAUCGGAGGACGCGACCAAAAAGAGAACAAAAGGAAACCGUCUUGCUUUUCCAUGAUGAAGACCGUCCUUGAUGGCGAUGGCCAUGAUUGCCCUUUGGCUGGGCCUUUGGGUCACCUGUGCUGGAUGGCCACGGGGCCACGAAGGAGGCCUACAAGCCCCAGCAGCCUUCCGCAUCGAGGUGAGCACCGAGGCUAAAGUUGGACGACCUCUCUUGAUCAAGGAUCUCCCAGCCUUCCAGACUCGGUGCUUCCCGGUCAAGGUUCCGACACAGGACGUGGAGAUCCGGGUGGCCGCCUCAGUGGUGGGCUUGGCUGGAUUACCAGUGCUUAGCCAUGGAUGGGAGCCGACAAGGCCGAUGAACGCCUCAGCGACGGGCUACGAGACCGUCGACCAGGUGGUUGCGAACACCGAGAAGAAGCCAAAGUACUUCUUUUGUGUGACCACUUUUUCGUUUCAAGGCUGUGACUCCAUGCUGACAGUGCUGAUCAUCACCGCCGAGGAUGCACCACCUCCAGUUCAGCUGAGGCCCAAUUUUCCAUCUAUUUGGCCACUUGGGAACAGUACCGGUCCUUCAAGCAUGGCCUUUUCCAUCGAGGUCACUGAUCCCAUGGAGGACACUCGAAUCACUGCCGUCCCGCUGAGUGGUGAAGUGGACGUGGAAAUCUACUAUCGAAACUUCACCGGCUGCAGUGGCACUCCGAUCAAAGUCUCCAAAGGCAUCAGCGGACCUGGAGUUGUGGAUAUUCAUCAGUCGGAGGGAUUUCAGGAAAAUCUUUGCAUCUUGGUGAAGGGUCAAGGGGUGUUCUCCCUCACAGCCGGGCCGCGGUUUCAAGGGCCUUUCUUGGUACCAGAUGUGCCCUUUGCAGGCCUUUUGGGCAGUGCUUGCGAGAGGACCAGGAUCUGGGUGAACAAUGGUACUGACAUCACAGUUACAGUGGCUGCUGACGAUGCCUCAGCUCUGACCUUGUCGGCCAUGCUGAGCAGAGAGAUGGAGGAGGCUUCGAUCAAGAGCAGAUGGAAGGGGCUCGUUCCUCCAGGUGGAAGUGGUGCUGCUCUUGUGAUCAGUGGCACAGACGUGGCAGACGUGGAGCGGUCCUUAGGACUCUCCAGAAAAGAGGUGGCGGUGUCUCUGUCCACCUGCCGCCAACCCGAUCCUGAUGAGGCGCCACAGGACACCACAUACUGGAUCACCUCUGCGACGCAGACCGGUGUCGUCACCCUGCAGGAUGGGACUCCGGCUCACACCUUUGUCGCGAAGGCCUUGUGGAGGGAUUUUCGUGUACUCAUCAGUGGUGGCAAGGAGAUCACUGCAGUGGCCUCGGCCCAGAUGGGCCAGCUGACAUUGGUGGCGGACACCGUGCGACAUCCUCUUCAGCCAGAGCGCUUUCGGUGGGCUUCGAAUGGCAAUUCAUCCCGUGCGGUACUCCACCUGACUACGGACAAACAGCUUGUGAGCAGUGAGGUACAUUUGGUGGACUGUCGCCUGCCUUGCUUUCUUUAUUUGUCUGCGCAUGUCUCUGCCACUGGUGACGAGGAGCUUCCAAUCAAGGUGGUGGUCAGCUCAGAUCUCCGAAAGAUUACGAGACUACCGGAGGGCGACGAGCUCGAGCAGCGCUUGAUGCCCAAGCAGUCCAAGACCUAUGAGUACUUUCUCCGCCGCAAUGACACGGCUGCGGUGAUCUCGGUGACGAAGAAGACUGGAGGAACGAGCUUUCGCGUGUCCUCCACGCCGGACUUCUCACCGGGCCCCGCAACCACCGCGCGGGCAGAGGCCGUGAUUUUGCUCGAGGCGACCUCGGCACCCUUCAUGUCGGCGGUUGGAAGCAGCCAAAAUCCAGUCCUCUAUGUGCGCAUCGACAACGACGCGCCAACGUCCAGCAGCUUCCUGGUCUCUGCGCGCUCGGAGGGUCAUGCGAAGUGGCUCUACAACGGGGUGCCAACACAAGGUGCCAACAAGGCUGCGGGGCGCUAUGACAGAUAUCGCUUUUUCGUCAGCCCCUCUGAAGCUUUGGAGAACUUGACGGUCACCAUUGAGGUCGCUCUCCACACAGGGUCUGUGGGGCUCUUCGCAGCCUGCGAUCCCAUCAAGUACCCCGACGAAAAGAACUAUACCUGGAGUCGGCGCAUCAUUGGACAUGACACCUUGAGCUUCAAUUCCUCCGAGAGCGGCUUCCGGCCCGGCUGGAUCUACCUGAGCAUCACCAGCGAGGUCCUGGCUGCCUACAACGUGCGCGUCCGCUGGGGCACCCGGGCCGUCGAGCAGCUCGAGGACGGAGAUCCAAAGAAGAGUAGCGUGCAGACGAGGGCCUUGCGCUGGUUUUCUCUGGACGGGCUCGAUCUGUCCGGCCGUCGCCCUGUCUCUCUUGUGGCACAAGCGCUGGAUGGAACAGUUGGUCUUUGUGUGCGGGAGUACCUGCCAGGUGAAUUGAGGACCAAGCUUGGACUUUCGCAGCAGCUUUCUCAGCACCUUCGGCACUUUGCACAGCGCUUCGGCUAUGCGUCCAUCGGCUGGAUGGAGGAACACAGCUGUGUUUACGCUGCGAUGGCCACCUCCUUUCAUGCUGCGGAAGACACCCUCGCGGCAUUAGACCUUCUACCGAUGAGCGAAACGCCCAUGCAGUUUGCGGUGGUGGGUCUCCCGCGCAGCGACGGGAAAGAUGAGUCUGAGUUCACCGUGAGAGCUCUCACUGGAGACGUCGUCAAACUACCAGAGGCGCAGACAGUGGUCGACACGCUGGGAGCGCCCUGCUGCAUCAAGGAGUACACGGUCUUGAGUAGAUCGUACCGGCGCUUCUUGCAAAAAGCCGCGGGCUCCUUGCAGAUCCGAGUGGCUCCGCUGGGUGCUGGAAGGCUCUUCCCUGAUGGCCAGCUAUCUCUUCGAGCACGAGGUUCCCGCUGGUCGGAGACGCCAGGCCCCCUGACGGUGGCGAACGCGACACAGGAGGGGAUCUUGCUGCACGUGGAUCUGAAGGAUCUAGCUGGGUCAAGUGUUCGCCAAGGCUUUUGGGUGGAAGCUCACUUGGAGGUGCACAGACCCCUGAACUUCUCCAUGAGCUUCCAGCAUGACUUUGCUGGGGAGGCACAGCUGCCCGGGAUUUUGCUGCCGCCGAACGUGUCCAUUUCAGGCCACCUCGACAAGGCAGAAGCGGCCACCUAUAGCUUCCAAGCCACGGAGGCGACCCUGUGCCUGAGACAGUGCUUUGGGCAGGUGGAGUUACAGCUGCCGAGGUAUGGCUCGAACGCUACGACCUCAAACCUGGGCAGUGUGCUUGGGCCGCAGGGCAACUGCACCACGCUGAAGGAUCUUCCAGAUGGCAGAGGAUCUGCGCUGGUCAUGCGGUCGUCGUCCAGCGCCGACUUCGAAGUGGAGCUGCGUCGGGUGUCGUCGACGUGGGACGAGAAGCAAAUCGAGCUCGCGGACCCGGUACUGUUCAUCGCAGACUACAAGCCUUGUCUUGGAAAGUCCUGCGAAUUCAGUAUCAGCGUGAGCUUCACAAGCGCAUCGAUUGGACUCAAAGACCCAGACCCAGGCUACAGCUCGGAGCCCAAGAUCCGCUACCUGGCGGUGGCGAUGUACUCCCAAGAGUGCCAGCUCUCCACCUGCCCAAGAGCUUCAAUUUCUCCACACUCGGGAACGAGCGCUCCACCCAGGGAAGAAGACCCAGAUCUUCAUGCCAACACGUCCUGUGGUCUGCGGGCGGCAAUUGAUCAGCACCGCACCAUCACCAAAACCUCUGUGCAGGUGCAGCGGAAUCAGCACCGGCUGCAGGGAACUCUGGAGUUCAACUCUUCCGAGUGGGCCAACCAGACUAUCAAGGUGAACGUGUUAGCCUCCUUGGUGCUACCUGAUGAGAAGGAAGUUGGGGUCAGCGGCUACUGCGCGGCGCGCAUCGUGCCCAAGCAACUUCCGGCAAGUGCCGGAUCCCGAAACGAUGCAUCUAUUCCUUAUGCAGCUGCCUUGCUGGCCUUGAUUGUGAUGCUGUGGUUGUUGAGCCGUGGCCGGGCCAAGGAGGCUCGCCAAGCGCCUCUGUCAGAGCACAUCGAGAUGGCCUACGACCUGCACGAGGACGGCGCAAGUCGCCUUCUUGACCAUUCAGGUUAUGUGCCGCCCAGCGUGUGAGAA
Molecule: messenger RNA, 4185 nt
Organism: Durusdinium trenchii
Lineage: Eukaryota; Dinophyceae; Suessiales; Symbiodiniaceae
Source: the annotation of a GenBank genome assembly